AUGCUCUAAGGUGAUAUUCCAUCUGAAAUUUUACAAUAUUCUAUUCCUUGCAUUCAACUUAAGUCAUAAUCAGUUAGAUUGACUACAAAUAUGUAAAAAUGUGAGAUUGAUUGUUUGGCAUCUUAUGAACUCACAAUAGGGUUUUCAGAAUCAAAAGAUCAAUUAGUUGACCUUAACCAAACGAUGGAAUUCAUAUUAUAUGGUCGUCAAUAUGAUAUAAAAAAUAUUACAUUCCUUCCUUCCGAAAAAUAUCCUUAAAUAAUAAAAUUAGUAAAGUAAUAAUAUAUUUCGAAUGAAAAAUAAUCAAAUUUAUUGAAAUCAUAGAAACCAUUUAAAUCACCAUGUUCAUAUAUGACAAUGAAUGCUUUGUUGAAUUAAAGUUAGGAUGAUUGUCAAAAAAUUACUGUUUAAUUUUAAUUUGCAACAGAAAAAUUGGAAAGCACUCAUUAUGAAUAUGUAAAAUCCUUAGAGGAUUAAAUAGUUAUGAAGUUGUAAAUAAGUUAUAUAAUAUCAAAACCAAUAUCUGGUUUGAGGUUUAUAAGUAAUUUAGAUAAUAGAUUUUUAAUAACAGAGAAAGGAUUACAUAAUUCAAGGAAUUGGAUUCCAACUCCUUAUUAUAAAUAAUAAAGUAAAGAUAUAUUAUGUAUAUUUAGGAUAUCCUCCUUAUUGCCAUGAAGAAAAGGACUUAUUACAUUAUUCAAAGAUAAUAAUAGCAGUCACAUAGUCUUAUUAUGUCGUUGCAUCUGGAUAAUUAUAAGAGAUAAUUGAAAUAGAAGGAACUGAUUUAGUAGGAUAUGUUUUUAAUAUAAACGAAUACAUAAACCCAGAUGAUUUAGGUAUAUUCAUAGGAGAGUUUUAACAUCAUUAUGCAAAUCAUGACGAAUUUAGAUUAAAUAUAUUUCAUAUGAAUGAAAACAAGUCUUAUUUAUUUGAAUCUGAAACAGUUAGAAAAAUAUUUGAAUAAGUUGAUAGAUUUUGGUUUAGAGAUGCUUUACUUUAGAAAGCAAGAAAUAUAUUAUCAAUAGGAUCUGGAGUUGAGUUUUUUAGAUCUUUGAAUGUUAUGAUAUUACCAAAUGUUCAAAAACAUGGAUAUCUUUCAUUUUACCCUUUUCGAAAUAUAUUAGUAUUUGAUGAAUCAUAGCUUCCUGAAUUAUUACCUUGUAAACAUACUUAAGAUGAAUUCUAUAAGUGUUUACAUUUAUAAUUGAAUGCAUUAUCACUUAAAUUCUUCUUGGCUCCAUCUGUAAAUAUGUCAGAUAGAUGGAUAGAACUUGGAUUUGCAUUUUAAUCUACUUGGACAGAAGAUUAUGCAUAAUUACAUUAAAAAUUAUUAGAAUAAAUUAAAAAUGGUUAGGAUGUUAAAUUAGAUUAAACACAAUUUGAAUAAAGAUUUUUAUUAGAAUCAUUAGAAUAUUAAUUAAAAACUAGAAUGGUUAUUACUAUGUUAGCAAGAAUGACACAUUAACCAGAUGUUUUUAUUAAGGAAAUUUUAAAUAGAUUUUAUUAAGAUCUUAAAGGAAGUAUUCCUGCUCCUUUGAGUACUGAUAAGAUCUUUAUGAGUAUGAAAAAAGUGUUUUCAGUAUCUAAAGGUAAAUCUUUUUUAAAAAUGUUUAUUAAAUCUGCUGGAGCAUGGCAUUUUAAAGUUUCUUAUGAUUAUGAAAGAGAUCAUAAAUUAAAUUUGAAUAUUACUUAAUCUCCUCUUAUAGGGUAAUGGGUUCAUAUCUAUACUCAUAAUUACAUAUAAGGAGCUAAAGCACUUGAUAUUAAAUCAGAUAUCAUCUUUCAAUUUCUAUAAUUUUAAGAAAAACUCAAACAUACUUAAAAAUAGAUUUAAAAGGCUUUUAAGGAUUUUGAAGAAUAGUAAAAGGAAUAACCUUAUGAUUAAAGUAAAAAACCACAUUCAUCUUCUACAAUUAAAGAUUUUAGAAGAAGAGAUUAUUAAAUAUAAGCAAGUGGAUUAAUACCUGAAGAAUUGUCUAUGCCAUUACAUUUUUCAGGUUGGGUUCGUAUUUAAGUAUCAGAGACUAAUGAAUUAAAACUUGAAAUAGAGAAUACUGAAAUAAAAAUACCUCCAAAAUUAUGGACUAAAAUAGAUAUUAAUUGUACAUAAAAAUUAAAAAAAUAUAAUAUACCUAAAAGACAUUUAGAAAUUAAUGCUCAAGCUUAUAUUUAAGAUGAAUAAACUGGUAAGAUUGAAAUAGAAAAUGAUAAUAAUAAUUAAGUUAAAACACCUAUGAUUCAUGGAAUAUUAGGUGAGGCAGUUCUUAAAGCAGGAGUAAAUAUUAAUACUGGUAGAGAAUAGACAAUAAAAUAAUAUUCAGAAGAAAUCUAAAAAGAACCUCCUUAAUGGAUCAAAUGGGAUCCUGUUGGAUUAACUGUAAAAGAGGUUGAAUAUUAAAUUCAAAAAGAACUUGUUGUAAUGUGUUAAGUCUUGAAAGAAAAAGAUAUGAAUUAAAUAGCCUGUGUUUUAAGAAAUAUUAAAAAAUUAGAAAUUAGGGAAAGAGUUGUCAGAACUAUAGUUUUGAUUAUUGAAAACUCUUAUGCUCAUCUUGAUAGUAAUAUAAUAGUAUAAUUACUCUAAUUACUCAGAGAAAUGGUUAAUAAAAGUUCCAUUAAGAGAUUAGAAGAAAAUUGUGAUUUUGAAGAUAUGGCAGAAUUAUAAGCAUAUUUAAAAUUAGCUGAAAAAAUUACUUAUAGAUUUUUCUUUAAUUAAAAUGAUAACAGUUUAAAGUACUUAAAAUUUAAUAAUUUUGAUGAUUAUGAUGUAAUUAUAGCACUUUUUAAAAAUCUUCGAAGACUUAAUACAGCAUCAACUUUAGGAUUUCAUAAUGAAUUGAUUGCUUUAUUGGUAAGUAUUCUUUAAGGUUAUGAUAAUUCACAAAAUUAAUAUGAUUGUAGUUAUAUGAUUUCUAAACUUAUAAAAUUAUUAUUGUUUACAAAUUGCAAUUAAUCAAAAUUUUUAAUUAUGACAACAUUAAAACAUGAAUUAAAAAAAGUCAUAUUUUUGAAUACACCAAAAAAUUAUAUCUUAAAAACUAUAAUAAUUCAUUACAAAAGAUUUAUAGAUAUCAACUUUUCAGGAGAUAUUGAAAAGAAGAUUGAAGAGAUAUAUAAGAAAUAUGAUGAAGAAAUAUCUUCUAUAAUUAAACAUCAUUAAUAGAAUGUUUUGGUUAGAAUUGAUAAUGGCUAUUUAGAAAUAGCUUAUUAUAAAAAAUAUUUAUUAGAAUAAUAUGAGAAAUAUAAGAAAGAGCCUUAUCAUUUUAUUUUAGAUUAAUUAUAUUAUUUAAGUAAAAAGAGAGUAAAGAAUGGAUCGACUACAAUAUAUUUUAAUGUAUUACUUUAAGAAUUAUAAAUUUUUAUGACUAAAAACUAUUAAAGAUUUGCCCAUGAAUUAUCAAGGGCAGAUAUAAAUCCAGAAUUAGCAAAGACUUUAGCUCAUACAAAUUUUGAAUGUAUAAUAUCUGGUCCAUCACUUUUAAAUUAUAAUGUCUAAAGUAACUUUGCAUCAAUUUACAGAAUUUUAUUUUAUUAUUUUGCUCCUCUUCGAACUGAAGAAGUUCAUAAAGAUAUUAAGCAUUUAUUAUAUACUUUAACCAAUUUUAAACCUGAUUAAUAAUGGUCUUAAGCUCAUGUUACUUAAUUAUUAGAAGAAACAUAAGAAUUAACUAAAAGAACUUGUGGGUAAUAACCUAAGAAGAAUAGACCUCCAAAUAGAAUUACAAAUUAAGAUUUAAUUUAAUAAUUAGAAAGAUUUGCAAGGAAAUUUCCAAAUAAAUUAUCAGAAAGAGAAAUUACAAAGUAGAUUUUAAAACAUUUAGGAACUUUACCGUAGAUUAGGUAGCUUGAGGAAAAAGAAGGUAUUGAAUUAUCACCUUCUUCAAAAUAAAUUUAUAGAAUUGAUUAAGUUAGAGCUUCUAUGAAAAGAAAAAAUUAACCAAUGAAUACUAUUCUAGAUAAUGUCUUAUCAAUGUUUGAAUAUUAUUAUAGAAAACAAUAAUUGAGUAAAAUUGAAUUAGAAGAUUAUUGUUAAAUGGUUAGAAAAUUCUUUGAUGAUGGAAAGAAAGUCUUAGAAAAUUAUUCUAAAGCUAAUGUUGAUAAAAAACUAUAAAAGAUGGUUAUAAAAAGUACAUAAUUAGAAACCAAUUAAGCUAAAAAUAAUUAUGAUGAUAUGAUUGGAUGA
Paramecium sonneborni is the source of this 4180-nucleotide messenger RNA. NCBI's taxonomy places the organism in Eukaryota, Ciliophora, Oligohymenophorea, Peniculida, Parameciidae. The record is from the annotation of a GenBank genome assembly.